AUGGCCGACCACCUGAUGCUCGCCGAGGGCUACCGCCUGGUGCAGAGGCCGCCGCCCGCCGCGCCCGCGCACGGCCCUCACAUGCUCCGGACGCUGCAGCCCUACGCGGGCCCGGACCUGGACAGCGGGUUGCGCCCGCGGGGGCCUCCCCUGGGCCCGCCGCCGCCCCCGCCCGGGGCCCUGGCGUAUGGGGCCUUCGGGCCGCCGCCCGCCUUCCAGCCCUUCCCCGCCGUGCCACCGCCGGCCGCCGGGAGCGCGCACCUGCAGCCCCUGGCUGCGCUGUACCCGGGUCGCGCGGCGCCCCCCAGCGCGCCAGGAGGUCCCCUGGGCCUGCCGCCGGCGCCUGGCACGCCUGCCCCGCUGCCGCCGGCGCCCGCGCACGCCCUGGGCUGCAUGGACGCGGAGCUCAUCGACGAGGAGGCGCUGACGUCGCUGGAGCUCGAGCUGGGGCUGCACCGCGUGCGCGAGCUGCCCGAGCUCUUCCUGGGCCAGAGCGAGUUCGACUGUUUCUCGGACUUGGGGUCGGCGCCGCCCGCCGGCUCCGUGAGCUGCUGA
Molecule: messenger RNA, 555 nt
Organism: Talpa occidentalis (Iberian mole)
Lineage: Eukaryota; Metazoa; Chordata; Mammalia; Eulipotyphla; Talpidae
Gene: CITED4
Product: Cbp/p300 interacting transactivator with Glu/Asp rich carboxy-terminal domain 4
Exons: 1
Coding region: 1-555 (184 amino acids)
Biological process (GO): regulation of DNA-templated transcription
Cellular component (GO): nucleus
Source: RefSeq, a predicted model, not a curated record